Molecule: messenger RNA, 743 nt
Organism: Amphiprion ocellaris (clown anemonefish)
Lineage: Eukaryota; Metazoa; Chordata; Actinopteri; Pomacentridae
Gene: mix23
Product: mitochondrial matrix import factor 23
Exons: 5
Coding region: 57-491 (144 amino acids)
Cellular component (GO): mitochondrial intermembrane space; mitochondrion
Source: RefSeq, a predicted model, not a curated record
GCACCGUCUUGAACAGCCACCCCGCGUCCGUUCAGCUGAGGACCCUGCAGUCCACUAUGGCGGCGCCCGGUGGAACUUUAAACUGUGAGGACUUUUCAAUGUUUCAGGAGGUGCUAAAGGUGAUGCGCACCAUAGAUGACCGCAUCGUCCAUGCCCUGAACACCACCGUGCCCACAGUCUCCUUCUCAGGCAAAGUGGAUGCCACACAAACCUGCAAACAGUUGUACGAAUCUAUGAUGGAGGCUCAUCUGAGCAGAGACAAAGCUAUCAAGGCCUGUAUAGCUCAAACAUCUGAGGUGGUGGGACACCUGCGUGAAGAGAGGGCAAAAGACAGCGAAAACCUGGUGCUCAUCAAACAGCUCAGGAAGGAGCAGACCAAAUUAAAGCUAAUGCAGUCAGAGCUGAAUGUUGAGGAGGUCGUCAAUGAUAGAAGUCUGAAGGUUUUCAAUGAAAGGUGCAGAAUCCACUACACGCCUCCGAAGGUGAAGUGAAGCUCUGGUUGACAAAAGGAGCGACUCCACUCGAGGAAGUAAUCCAGACUGGAGCUGAAACUGUGAGCUGCUGCUGAGUCCUGACUGCAGGCUGUUCAGCAUCCAGACCUCUCUGACCUCUUCUCCAUCUAUUCCAUUGUGAUUAUUGUAUUGCAUUACCACCGCUGUCCAGCAGUCACCCCUGUGCUUCUUUGCAGAGAAAUAUUGUACAAAAAGAAUUUUUUAAAAAGACAGUAAAAUGUUUUGGAGUGA